This is a messenger RNA of Mycosarcoma maydis (corn smut), 1530 nucleotides long. RefSeq names its product 4-aminobutyrate aminotransferase. The record is from RefSeq and is a predicted model, not a curated record. Gene Ontology annotation, molecular function: pyridoxal phosphate binding. Bases 1 to 1530 code for a protein of 509 amino acids. The transcript has a single exon. Gene Ontology annotation, cellular component: mitochondrion. Gene Ontology annotation, biological process: GABA catabolic process. Lineage: Eukaryota; Fungi; Basidiomycota; Ustilaginomycetes; Ustilaginales.
AUGAUUUCCUCCAAGGCCACCUCGGCAGCGCGAGCAUGCGCUCGCACUUCGCGAGUGAUGCAACAGCAGCAACGACGAUUGCUUGCUACUGUUGUUUCGUCCUCUUCGCUCUUCCCUGGCGAGCCUUCGUCACCGCACGUUGUCACCUCACAGAUUCCAGGCCCCAAGUCGAAGGAACUCAGCGACCGUAUCGGCACGUUCCAGGAGAAUCGGACGCACGGCUUUGUGGUCGACUAUGCCAAAUCGCAGGGCAACUGGAUCGCUGAUGCGGACGGUAACGUGCUCCUCGACAUGUUUGCUCAGAUCGCCUCGAUUGCCAUUGGCUACAACAACCCAGACCUCCUCGCGCUCGCCAAGACCGACGAGUUUAUCACUGCCACCAUGAACCGUGCAGCUCUGGGCUCCUUCCCUCCUACUAACUGGCAGGAGCUCGUCGAAACCAGCUUCGGCACCGUUAAGCCAGACGGUCUCAACAACAUCUUUACGGCCAUGUGCGGCAGCUGUGCCAAUGAGAAUGCCUUUAAAGCCUCAUUCAUGGCCUACCGAGCUCGCGAGAGGGGAGAGAAGGCUGAGUUCACGCCUGAAGAGAUGUCCAGUUGCAUGAAGAAUCAAUCGCCCGGAUCGCCUGAUCUUUCGAUUCUCAGUUUCACGAGCGCCUUCCACGGUCGACUGUUUGGCUCGCUCUCGGCAACACGUUCCAAAGCUAUUCACAAACUCGACAUCCCUUCGUUCAACUGGCCCGUUGUCGAAUGGCCUGAUGUCAAGUAUCCCUUCGCGCAAAACUCUCGUGAGAACGCCGAAGCCGAAAAGGUGGCACUUGCUGCUGUAGAAGAGGCCAUCGUCAGUUCUAAGAAGACCGGUUCCUCUUAUGGCCCGGUCGCCGCACUCAUCGUCGAGCCCAUCCAGUCGGAAGGUGGAGACAACCAUGCUUCGCCUGCCUUCUUCCAAGGUCUGCGUGAUGUCACCAAGAAGCACGGCGUUUUUAUGAUUGUCGACGAGGUCCAAACCGGUGUCGGAGCUACGGGUGCCUUCUGGGCGCACAGCAAGUGGAACCUCACCAGCCCGCCAGACUUUGUCACCUUUUCCAAAAAGAUGCAGGCGGCCGGUUUCUACCAUAACAUUGAAACGCGACCUUCUCUGCCGUACCGAAACUACAACACCUGGAUGGGUGACCCAGCGCGAACCCUGCAGGCUCGACAGAUUAUCCGCACCAUCCAAGACCACAACUUGAUCCAAAAGACCGACAAAGUGGGCAACUACAUCUACGAAAAGCUCUUCGACCUUAUCGAGAACGGCGCUGGCAGGGGCAAGAUCGAGAAGCUACGCGGUGAAAACGCCGGCACUUUCCUCGCGUUUGACGGCAGAACCGCGAAAGUGAGGGAUCAGCUGAUCAUGGAGAUGAGGAAGCUCGGUGUUCACAUGGGUGGUUGCGGUGACAAGGCACUCAGGUUGAGGCCCAUGCUCGUGUUUGAGCAGAAGCAUGCCGACAUCUUCCUGGACAAGCUUGAGACGGCUUUGGGCCAGCUCUAG